This is a messenger RNA of Phascolarctos cinereus (koala), 3062 nucleotides long. It is a transcript of the gene CCDC14, whose product is annotated as coiled-coil domain containing 14. Gene Ontology annotation, cellular component: centriolar satellite. The record is from RefSeq and is a predicted model, not a curated record. Gene Ontology annotation, biological process: protein localization to centrosome. NCBI's taxonomy places the organism in Eukaryota, Metazoa, Chordata, Mammalia, Diprotodontia, Phascolarctidae.
UCGCAGCGCCGCGUUCGGCGGGAACCAAAACGGAAGCGGAAGCCCGAGGAGCAAAGGAGGGCGGCCCGAGAGGGUCACGGUUCCUAUGGCUGUUAACUCGAUCAACCGCCUGGCUUCUGGCCGGAGGGUCGAUGGACGCCUCAGGACCCGAGAGAUGGUGAGGCCCGGGCCUCGGCCGGCUCAGCAGGUAUCAUCAUCUGGAAGACAAACUGGAUCAAGUAAAUUAACAGCUGGAAAGAAAAGGAUCCCUAUGAGAAAAAUAGCCCGUGCUGAUGCAGAUUCUGGCUACUCCCUCUAUUCUACUGAUUCUGAUGAGCAGGUUGGAACAGUACCCCACGGACUUGAACGUUGCGCAACUUUACUUCAGGAUAUUUUGCAAAAUGGAGAGGCAACCUGUGGGAAUCCAGGAAAAGGAUCUUCUGGGAAGCUUGGAUCAAGACCUUGGGAAUGGAAAGGAAACAAAAUAAAAAAGAAAGGACAACCCAAAAAUGUUGUUCCUUCAUGUGUCCAUAAAGAAAUUUUGUCUUCAGGUCAUAAGAAACAUCUACCUCUUAUAGUGUCUACUGAAAAUGAAAAAGAUUCUUCAAGCACAAAACAGACUCAGCCAAUUCAAGUACCUGUCAAUGUUGACUUUUCCACAAUGUACAAAACCUUCUGUGAGCAUGUGCAGACACAGAUGUCUCUAAUCAAUGCCCAAAGUUCUCAAAGCAUUUCUGACUCUGGUCCUCCAGUCUUUAAUUAUGGCAUACCCACCUCCACACCCAUUCUCUCUCCUUACGAUCCAGCUCAGCCUUCUGAUGUUCAAUCUGAGGUUCAGGUUCCUCUACAAAGUGGAACAGUUCCUCUAACCUCUUCUGAUGUUCCAGUGCAAACCAUCAUCACUAAUCCUCCUCACACAUCUUGUCUGCCAACAUCUGGGGAAAAUAAGCAAACUGUUCCAGUAGUUCAGCCAUUAGUCCAUGAUAAUGGAAUUCUAGAAGCACGAGGAAUCUCUGAGCAGUUGGGCAAGGAAAUAAAUUUGUUAAAGUGUAUUCAGGCAUCCCUGGAUCUAUUACAUCCUCAUGGAAUAAAAGCACAUGAGAAGCACCAAAACCCUGAUCCAUUACAGCAGCCUUCAGUCUUGACCACUGAAGAGGACUCUUCAGAACAUAUUUGGAAUUCUUCCAGUGAUGAUGAGGAUUUAAAAAUAGUUGAAGUAGCAGCCAUGCAAGACCCAAAUUCUGCCAAGUGUAUACAGAAGACAAAAAGUGCAAGUUCAGAAGAAGCAUCCCCCAAAAUUAGAACACUCAAGUAUUUGUUGGGAGAACUCAAGGCACUGGUUGUGGAACAAGGGGAUUCUGAAAUUCAGAGGUUGAUUAAAGAAGUGGGAGAGUGCAUAGCUCUGCUUCCAGAAGUAGCCGAAAAUGCUCAAGUGGAGAGUGAAAUAGCUUUAGCUAUGCAGACCCUAAGGAGUGAAAAUACUCAUUUACGGAGGCGAUUGAAAGCUGUAAGCCAGCGACUCAGAGAACAAGAAAAAAUAAUGAAGUCAUCCGAUUGCCUGGAUUGCAACUUUGAGUUAAUUUCUACGCAGUCACUCAACAUGUCCCUGCAGACCCAGCUGAAGGAGUCAUUAAGGAAUCAGAAGUUACUGAAGAGUAAGAAUGACAAGCUCUUAAAAGUGAUUGAAAGCCAGAAAGAAGAGUACAAGAAAUAUGUCAAGAUAUUUCAAGAAAAAGACAAAAAAAUAUUUGAAAAUAAGAAGCAUUUUGAGAUGGAGACUGCAAAGAUUAAAAUUGAAUUGGAGGAAGCCUUGGCCAAUGUGAAAACCUACCAGUUUAAACUAGAAACAUCUAGAAAGGAAAAUAAGAUCUUGGAUGUAACAUUACAUCAGCGUGAAGCUGAAAUUAUCCGGCUAAAAGAACUAACCAGAACUUUGCAGAACAACAUGACACAACUCCUCACAAACCUCAGUGUGACCAACAGUCUCUGUAAGCCUGAGAACAUGCUUACCAGAUCCCUUCUAGACAUUCAUGAAAAACACCUACAGCAUAAAAAAUCUCCACCUCAGUUUUCCAUGAGUCACCUUAAAAAGUUAGAAAACAAUCAAAUUUAUACUCACACAGAAUCACCAUUUUUAAAAGAAGAUCGAAAAGGGAGAGUGCCAGUUGUGCCUUACGAAAAUUUCCUAAACCCUGAAGUCUGUAAACACAAAUCUCCAGGUUCAGCUAAUGAAUUAGACCUUGGGACUGUACCAUAUCAUUCACAGGUACUUUCAGAAGUAGGGAGUGAGGCGGACACCUUAAUAGAUGAUGUAUCCGGAUUGAAUGAUGAGACAAUUUACCUCCCAUUUGCUGUAAGCUCCUCUAAAAAGAAAUCCACUCCUGAAAGAAGAAGUCCAUUGCCACAGAAUAACAUCUCUAAUUCCAAACUAUCUGGCAACAGUGGAAUUUUGGGUUCUGAAAAACAAAAUGAGCUGCUUAAGCCCAUCUCUUUAUUUGCACCCUCAGAAGAUGCAAAGGCUAGUUUUGAAAAGUUCCCUAAUACUUCUUCUCUGAAGAGUGAAACAGAAGUUGUAUCUGAAAAGAUAAGGGCAGUUAAUGUAGAAGAUGAACAGCUCCUAAUGAAAAUAAAGGAGGUAAUCAGUAAGAUACCUGCUGACUUUGUGGAUAAGUCUAUGGGUCAUCAUAAUGCCUUGGAAUGUCAAACUGCCACUUCUCUGUUGAAAAACAGUACUCUCUGUGACUAUAGCUUUUUAAAUUCUGAUUUAAUGUCAAGAAUGUCUGACUGGAGUUUGUCUUCCCUUUCUUCAUUCACUUCACAUGAUGAACAGGACUUCAGAAAUGGCCUUGCAGCAUUGGAUGCCAACAUAACUAGGCUGCAAAAAACUUUACAGACUGGCAUGCUGAAGAAAUGAAUCUAAAAGAAAACAAAACUGAGUGUGUCCAUUCUUCAUUUGUUGCAGAAUAUUUUGAUACUUUAUGCUCUGUUUUUGGAGUGUCUUUAUAAUGAGUGUUUUAUAUUAGUUUAAAUUAUGGGUGGAAUUAUCAGUGGAAUAAACUAAAUUUAUUAUUGCAUUAAAUUGA